Molecule: messenger RNA, 3267 nt
Organism: Diachasmimorpha longicaudata
Lineage: Eukaryota; Metazoa; Arthropoda; Insecta; Hymenoptera; Braconidae
Gene: pug
Product: C-1-tetrahydrofolate synthase, cytoplasmic
Exons: 9
Coding region: 164-2977 (937 amino acids)
Biological process (GO): tetrahydrofolate interconversion
Cellular component (GO): cytosol
Molecular function (GO): methylenetetrahydrofolate dehydrogenase (NADP+) activity; ATP binding; formate-tetrahydrofolate ligase activity
Source: RefSeq, a predicted model, not a curated record
GUGUGCGUAGUCCCUUAUAUCUGAACACACAACUGCGUCAGUGGUCACGCAACUUUGAAGAAACGUAGUGAGACCCCGGAGCCACUUGUAAAGCGGUUUCGACGCCGACAAACAUCAUUCAAUAAUUGUAACUCAGGGUGAAGCAAUAUCCUUCAACAGGAGAAUGGCGACAGAUGUAAGAGGUGUUGUUCUCUCCGGAACUGAUCUUGCCAAGGAAAUUCGAGAUGAUCUGACAAAACAAGUAUCAUCCCUCCGUUCAAAAUUACCGGACUACACUCCGGGUCUUGCCAUUGUCCAGGUAGGUGGACGAGAAGACUCCAACGUCUACAUCCGCAUGAAGAUCAAAGCGGCAACGGAAAUCGGGAUAAAUGCUACUCACGUGAAAUUACCGAAUACCACCACCGAGAUGGAAUUGCUCAGUAAACUUGACAAAUUGAACAACGAUCCGGCUACUCACGGUAUUAUCGUCCAGAUGCCCCUUGAUAGCGUCAACAGGAUCAACUCUCAUCUCAUCACAGAUACGGUGUCACCUGAGAAGGACGUUGACGGGCUCAAUACGAUCAAUGAGGGUCGAGUGGCGAUCGGCGACAUGACUGGCUUCCUCCCCUGUACUCCCAAUGGAUGCAUCGAGCUCAUAAAAAAAAGUGGAGUGCAAAUUGCAGGAGCGAAUGCUGUUGUCCUGGGGAGGUCUAAAAUAGUGGGCACUCCAGUAGCUGAAUUAUUAAAGUGGCACAAUGCCACCGUCACAGUGUGUCAUUCCCGGACAAGGGACUUGUCCAAAGUGGUGGGUCAAGCUGACAUCCUCGUCGUUGGAAUUGGACAACCGGAGAUGGUUAAAGGAUCGUGGAUCAAACCUGGAGCUGUUGUUAUUGACUGUGGAAUUAAUGCUAUUCCAGACGCGACAAAAAAAUCUGGUCAGCGUUUAGUUGGCGAUGUGGAGUACUCCACAGCCAAGGAGGUCGCCUCCUACAUUACUCCAGUCCCCGGGGGUGUUGGCCCCAUGACAGUGGCUAUGCUGAUGAAGAACACAGUCAUCUCCGCGGAACGUGCAGCCCAGCGUCUGCUGUCCACCACGUGGAAUCUGAAGCCCUUGCCCCUGAGGCCACAAACACCAGUGCCCAGUGACAUCGAGAUCUCUAGAGGUCAAGAACCGAAGCCUAUCGUCUCCCUCGCAGAGGAAAUCGGCAUUUUCCCGAACGAGAUCAGUCCCUACGGCUCGAAGAAGGCAAAGGUGAGCCUUCGUGUACUUAAGCGCCUUCAGAACCAGAAGAAUGGGAAAUUCGUGGUGGUUGCAGGCAUCACUCCGACGCCUUUCGGCGAGGGCAAGAGCACCACGACCUUGGGACUGGUACAGGCCCUCACAGCCCAUCGCAACAAGAACUCUAUCGCUACCUUGAGACAGCCGAGCAUGGGCCCGACUUUCGGGGUCAAGGGGGGUGCAGCUGGCGGUGGAUAUUCUCAGGUAAUUCCUAUGGAGGAGUUCAACCUCCACCUGACCGGUGAUAUUCACGCGGUGACAGCUGCCCACAAUCUCUUGGCAGCCCAAAUCGACGCGAGAUGGUUCCACGAGUCCACUCAGACCGAUAAAGCUCUGUAUGAUCGUCUAGUUCCCGUCAUCAAAGGCGUCAGGAAAUUCUCCAAAAUUCAGCUAAAUCGCCUAAUAAAAUUGGGCAUCGACAAAACCGAUCCCAACAGCCUAACUGAGGAGGAGCAGUCAAAGUUCGCCAGAUUGGAUAUAGAUCCUGAAAGGAUCACCUGGCCCAGAGUAGUCGAUCUCAACGAUCGCUUCUUGCGAAAGGUGACCAUUGGCCAGAGUCCGACUGAAAAAGGUCGCACUCGAGAGACGAAUUACCGUAUCUCCGUGGGUUCCGAGAUCAUGGCAAUUCUGGCGCUGUCCACCAGCGUCGAGGACAUGAAGGAGAGACUGGGAAAGAUCGUAGUUGGCUUCUCCAAGGCCGGUGUCCCCCUGACUGCCGAAGACUUCGGUAUGACCGGUGCCAUGGCAGUUCUCCUACGAGACGCCAUCGAGCCCAACCUCAUGCAGAGCUACGAAGGAACUCCGGUGCUGGUUCACACUGGACCCUUCGCCAACAUCGCCCACGGAUGCUCGUCGAUAAUAGCUGACGCCAUAGCUCUCAAGCUCGUGGGACCCGAAGGCAUUGUCAUCACCGAGGCUGGCUUUGGCUCCGACAUCGGAAUGGAGAAAUUCUUCGACAUCAAGUGCAGGACCUCGGGUCACGUGCCCAACGCCAUGGUCUUGGUGACGACAGUCAGAGCCUUGAAGAUGCACGGGGGAGGUCCAACGGUGACACCUGGCGCACCUCUCAAGAAGGAAUACGUGGAGGAGCAUUUGGAUCUCGUGGAGAAGGGCCUCCCAAAUCUCCUCAAGCACAUUGAGAAUGGAAAUCACUUUGGAGUUCCUGUUGUCGUUGCUAUCAACGCACAUUCUAGUGAUACUAAAGCCGAGCUGGAGCUCGUGAAAAUGGCGGCAAUCAAGGGUGGAGCUAGGACUGCUGUUGUCUGUAAUCACUGGGCAGAGGGAGGCAGAGGAGCCCUGGAGCUUGCUGACGCUGUCAUCGCAGCUACUGAGGAGAGCAGCAACUUUGAGCUACUCUAUGGACUGGAGUGCAGCAUCGAGAAGAAAAUAAGAACCAUUGCGGAGAAGAUGUACGGAGCUGGAGAGGUAGUGCUCAAUGACAAGGUCAAGGGGGAGAUCGAGGAGUACAAGAGACUGGGGUACGAUAAACUACCCUUGUGCAUGGCCAAGACAUCCAACUCUUUGACUGGAGAUCCCAGUGUUAAGGGGGCACCAAGGGGAUUCCCACUGGAGGUUAAUGAUAUUUUUGUGUCAACUGGGGCUGGUUUUGUUGUGCCCAUGGUAGGAGAGAUCAUGAUGAUGCCUGGACUCGCUACCAGGCCCGCAAUUUAUGAUAUGGAUUGGAAUAAUGAGACUGAUGAGAUUGAGGGACUCUUCUAGACUACAUACGGAUCGAUUAAAGAAUAGCCCUUGAUCUUUAAAUUCUCAUUCCCGGCUAAAAUCCAUCACACUGAGAAACAUGAAUUAUUAUGAGCAGUUGGAAGUAAAUACAACUGACAGAAAUAUUUUGUUCUCAGUGCAUGGGCAAUUAACUCGUUGGUAAGUGAUACGAAAAAUCACUUCUCUUCUGGAGAACACGAACAUUUGUUUGUUAAAAUUAAAUGUAAGAAUAUUUUUGUACUGUUGAGCCCACUGUACGCGUUAAAUCUACAUAAAUAAGAAUGAAAUUA